Hemicordylus capensis (graceful crag lizard) is the source of this 4348-nucleotide messenger RNA. RefSeq names its product zinc finger protein with KRAB and SCAN domains 3-like. Lineage: Eukaryota; Metazoa; Chordata; Lepidosauria; Squamata; Cordylidae. The transcript has 5 exons. The coding region runs from base 2335 to 3144 and encodes 269 amino acids. Gene Ontology annotation, biological process: regulation of DNA-templated transcription. The record is from RefSeq and is a predicted model, not a curated record.
GGGGAAGGAGGCAGGGCUGGUGAUGGGUUGCCAUGUUUCCUCGGACCUGUGUGUUUUACACACAUCUGCUCUCCACUGUCCUUUGACACUGGGGGAAAUAGCAUGUGCAGCUACCCUGCUUUUCAGGCACUGGCAGUGAGAAAAGCUGCUGUUCUGCUGAUAGAGUGAAUAAUGUGAGCACUGUGAUGAAUAAAGCGGAUUUCAGUCUACAGCAGAAAGGGUAGCGUACUAGAGUAACCAAAGGACAGCAUGGAUGACAAGAAGUGUAGAAGACCAAGAGGAGAGCUGGUCUUGUGGUAGCAAGCAUGACUUGUCCCCUUAGCUAAGCAGGGUCCACCCUGGUUGCCUAUGAAUGGGAGACUAGAAGUGUGAGGACUGCAAGAUAUUCCCCUCAGGGGAUGGAGCAGCUCUGGGAAGAGCAGAAGGUUUCAAGUUCCCUCCCUGGCAGCAUCCCCAAGAUAUGACAAGAUUUUAAUUUUUUUUAAUAGGACAAGAUUUUUUUAUUGAACCAACAAACUGCCAAAGCAUACAGUACGUUGCCAAAGCACAAUUAUAUACAAAGUGGUUGUUUGUACAUGAUAUAUCUACAAAGAUUUACACACAAGGAUUUGGAAACACACAAGUUAUGAAGUAUAUGCAGGUAGUACUGUAACUAGGGGGUGGGGGAUUACAAGGCACAUCAGGUAAUCGGGGGGGUUACGUCCGACGUCCAUUUCCACAAUUUGUCCCAUUGCUGUUUAGAAGAGAUACUCUUGUCUUUUUGCACAUAACCAUACAAACUUUUCCAGAAGAGAUUUACUGUCUCAUCUGCGUGAACCUCUUGGUCGCAUCUUCCCUCCCUAUUCCUAUGCACGAGCAUUGCAUAAAUGACAUACAGGUUUACUAACCUGAUUACGAGAAGGGGAAUGUCCCAAUUCCCUAGUAUGGGCGCACCCGUUCCGUCCCGUUUCCUUGAAGGUUUCUUUCUGGGACCUCGAAAGGAGGUUCUAUCGCUCAAACCCGAGGUUAGUUCUUCCCAAGUCUGUUUUUCCAAAUCAGGCCAAGAUAAGGCUGAGAGAGAUUCCUGCCUGCAACCUUGGAGAAGCAGCUGCCAGUCUGUGAAGACAAUACUGAGCUAGAUAGACCAGCUUCCUAUGUUCCUAUGUAAGGUUAUUUCGGUACAAGCACAAUUUGGCAACCGUAGGAAUAUAUGUGGAUGCAGGCAACUCCCAGAGAGAGAAUGGGGAGGGAGGGAAAGCAGUUGAUGGGGGCUUGGAGAGUCUAGUGAAUAUCCAAAGAGAGCAUAGGGAUGGGGGGAAAUAGAAAGGGAGAGGGAGUGUGUAAAGGGCAACUUUCUCUCCUGGCUUUUAAUCUGCUGUUUGGUGAACGAAUCCAAGAAUGCAUCUCAUCAGGGAGAUCCAAGCAUCCAGUCCACAAUGGUUUUGCAAAAGUGGAAGGCAAAGAGAAUAAAAGUGGUUAGAGUGUUGAACUAAGACUGGGGAGACCAGAGUUCAAAUUCCGAUUCAGCCACGAAACUCACUGAAUGACUCUGAGCCAGUCAGUUAUCUCUCAACCUAACCCACAGGGUUGUUGUGAGGAUAAACCUAACCCGGUACACCUCUGGGCUCCUUGGAGAAGGAGCGAGAUAUAAAUUUAAAUAAGUAAAUAAAACCCAAGGCUAUGUCUUUUACCGUGGGCCCAGAGGCACUAGGAAAACAUCUGACAUCCAAGUCUAAGCUGAGAAGAUACAAGAAGGAAGGAGAACAUAAUUCAUUGGGGGGUGGGUUCUUCUGCGUAGAGCUAUGACACCAGAAGGGUUUUAUUAUGCCACAUCAAGCUUGUCUUGAUUGCAUUUUAAGGCAUAGUUCUCAGUCUCUCGGGACAGGCCUUGUAUCCUGGGACCCUGCUCACUCCAAAAUGCAUAGUGAUUUAUUUAGGAAUGAAGUAUUCAAGGUGUUUGCAGCAGUUCGUGUUAUGACUCUGGUAUUUUGGUCCAAAUGGCAACUUCCUUAUCUCCUGGCCUCAAAUGCUUGUGUCUGCUCCAGCCUUGCUCAGUGUCGAAGGUGUUUACCAAGAUAGAGGGUUAGUUCUAUUGUAGCAGGUGGUGGGGUGCUGGUGGACUGGAAAUAAAAAGUGAGAUACCCUUCCUAGGUCCCUAGCUGGAACCACCCAGUUCUGCUUCUAAAACACCUGUCAGUUGCAAGAAUUUAACACUGCAGACAGAGUAAUGUUUUGACUUUGCAGGACUUUAUAGCCCCACCUGCCUGGGCAGUCCUUGCUUUAAAAGACACAUUUGUGAAAGAGCAAGAAAAUAUUCCCGUAGACCUAUAAGCUAUUUUGGAGUACAGAGCAAAGAUGGAAGAUGAACACUUAGCUGACCCUGAUGCAGGAAAAGGCCCCUUUGCCAUUCAGCUUGGGAGGAGUGGGAACUGGGCAGAAGGAACUGAGCAGAAGAUACUGGGUGAGGACACCACUAGCCCAGCUGCAAAGCACCGUUGCUGCAGGCAGCUUUUCUACCUGGAAGCCGAGGGCCCCCGAGAGAUUUGCAGCCGACUCCACAGCUUUUGCCAUCAGUGGCUGAAGCCAGAAAGGCACACCAAAGCUCAGAUGCUGGACCUGGUGAUCCUGGAGCAGUUCCUGACCAUCCUGCCCCCGGAGAUGGAGAGCUGGGUGAGAGAAUGUGGAGCGGAGACCAGUUCGCAGGCAGUAGCCCUGGCAGAAGGAUUCCUCCUAAGCCAGGCAGAGGAGAAGCAGGAGGAAGAGCAGCAGGGCCAGAGGCUGUCAAAAAUGGACACUGAUUUCUUUGAGGCCGACAAGGCUCCAUUGGACUCCGGAGAGAGUCCACCAUUCAGGUGGAUUGUGCAAGAGAAUGAAGGAGGUGCCACCUCACUGGGUGGUGAGGUCACACUGGCUUCUCAUUGCAGGCCUUCUCCUGUUUGUGGCAGAGCAGAGACAGCCUUUGUGCAACUGGACCAGGGUGCGGUAACCUUUGAGGAUGUGGCUGUGAAUUUUACAGAAGAGGAGUGGGCUCUGCUGGAUCCAGGCCAAAGGAAUCUACACAGAGAAGUCAUGGAGGAAAACUGUGGGCAUCUGGUCUCUCUGGGGUCUGAUACUGGCACAUGGGUGGGAAAUUUCCCCCAGGGGGAAGCUCCUGGAGAUGUGUGAGUUUGGGUGGUAUAUUUAUUUUAUUUAUUUAUCAUAUUUGUAUACCGCCUGAUAUGUACAUCUCUAGGUGGUGUACAACAUUUAAAAUAAUAUAAAACAAAAGUAGUUAAAAUUUCACAAUAUAAAGUAAAGCGCUCGUAAGAUAAAAUUUGAAUUAAACAGUUUAAAAUUAAUUUCUGUUAAAAACCUGAGAAAACAGGUGCAUCUUGAGGGUCUUCCUAAAAGCAAACAGAGAAGGUAUAUUAUUAAUGUGAAAAAUAAAAUUAGUUUGCCCCUUCAAGAAUUUCUGCAGGUCCUGUUUUCUCACUUUCAUCUUUCAUUUAGUCCAAACUCUUAAGAAGUCCCUAGCUCACCAGGAAGGGGAUUUCUGCAGGGGUUUUAACCUGUUUGCUGGAAUAAUUAUUAAAACUUCCUGUGGUGAAUGGUGAUGGUGGUAGUGAGGAAAGAGUAUGUCCGUUGGUGUAUGUGUGCAGCCUUCUUGGAACUGCCAAAAGCCCCUUAAGAACAUAAGAACAGCCCUGCUGGAUCUGGCCCAAAGCUUAACUAGUCCAGAAUCCCGUUUCCCACCGUGGCCCACCAGAUGCCUCUGAGAAGCCCACAGGCAAGAGGCGAGGGCAUGCCCUCUCUCCCUCUGUUGCUCCCCUGCAAUUGGUAUUUAAAGGCAUCUUACCUCUGAGGCUGCAGGCGGCCUAUAGCCAUCAGACUGAUAGGCACUGAUAGACCUGUCCUGCGUGAAUUUGUCUAAGCCCCUUUUAAAGCCAUCCAAGCAAGUGGCCAUCACCACCCUUCCCUCCACUAUUUCCUCCUCUUCCUUAUAUUUUACUGGCACCAUCCAAAGACGUAGGAGAUAAGGUUCCAGGCUCUUCUUUCCCAGAUGCCAAGCUGGAAUAUGUCAAGCUGUACCUGAUGUCCAUAUUCUAAUAUAUUCUAAUAUUUAUAAUAAUAGAGGCCAUCCCGGCCUCCGGGGCUCUGCACUGCCCAGUGCAGUGCUGCUUGUCAGAGAGCAAGGUAUGCACUCCCAGCCACAUUAGAAGGAUCGUCUGCUGGGAAGGUAAGGUUUCGCAGCCUUCCCCCACCCUCCGUUCCUGACGCUCCGAUAUGUGAGAGUUAUGUCAGGAGAAACAGGCUGGGAAUAUCCAGUAGAGACUCUGGAGGUUAUAGAAAUGGAUCAUUUGUGUCCAAACCCUAAGAGUGGUGUGUGUGU